CCUUCCUUCCCCCGUCUCCUCCCAUGGCGAAAGGCGCGGGAGGGAAGCUGAGCAAGCUCAGGUGUAUGAUCAAGCGCUGGAACUCCUCCGGCAAUAUCACCCGCUCUAGUUCCGGCGCAUCCGCCUCUGCCAGGGCUUCCUCCCGGUCCCAGGACGGCGAGGGGUGGCUGCACUCCGCGUCGCUCCACGGAGACGAGGUUCCGCCAGGGCUUCACCCGGUGUACGUCGGGAAGUCUCACCGGAGGUACCUCGUGAGAGACGACCUCGUCUUCCACCCACUCUUCCGGGUACUCGUCGAGCGGUGCAGCGACGGCGCUGAUGCGGAGACGGUGGUGGUUGGGUGCGAGGUGGUGAUGUUCGAACACCUGUUGUGGAUGCUGGAGAACGCCGAGCCGCAGCCCGAGUCGCUGGACGAGUUGGUCGAGUUCUACUCCUGCUGAUAGAGGCGGAGCAAUGUAACCGCUGUGGAGCUCAACGAAAGUAAGCCGCAGGGUAUAUAUUAGAUAUUUAUUUUAUGUAGGGUUGAUUCGGUAAGAAUGUA
Messenger RNA from Zingiber officinale, 541 nucleotides. RefSeq names its product auxin-responsive protein SAUR78-like. The record is from RefSeq and is a predicted model, not a curated record. Gene Ontology annotation, biological process: response to auxin. The coding region runs from base 24 to 440 and encodes 138 amino acids. The transcript has a single exon. Lineage: Eukaryota; Viridiplantae; Streptophyta; Magnoliopsida; Zingiberales; Zingiberaceae.